Molecule: messenger RNA, 2509 nt
Organism: Hemicordylus capensis (graceful crag lizard)
Lineage: Eukaryota; Metazoa; Chordata; Lepidosauria; Squamata; Cordylidae
Gene: PTCD1
Product: pentatricopeptide repeat domain 1
Exons: 9
Coding region: 242-2485 (747 amino acids)
Biological process (GO): tRNA 3'-end processing
Cellular component (GO): mitochondrial matrix
Molecular function (GO): tRNA binding; protein binding
Source: RefSeq, a predicted model, not a curated record
CCCCUUGUGGGCGGGGAGAGAGCGGACGAGGACGGCGAGACUUCCGUGCCCGUUUUCAGAACAGAGGUGCGAGUUCGUUGGUUCGAGACGGGCGCCCUGGUUGGCUGCUCGGCUGCUCUCUUUCUUUCUUGACUGGCAGCGGUUCCUCCAAGCUUCCACCUGGCAGGAGUCAGCUCUUUCCAACCCGACUUGGGGAUGGACCGUGGGGGCUUCGCCUGCCAGGUGAUGGCAGCUUAAUCGGAUGAUAAACAGAAGGAAAGCAGUGGACCUGCUAUCCCGUCACGUCACGAUGACAGCGCAUCUGGUAUCCCGUCACUUCCAGACGGGUGCAUUCACCUUGAAAGGUUUUUUUAAUACUCCGGUGUGUCCCACUCACAGAUUGUGGUCCAUCCCAAAGAAGCACUCUGUGUGGCCUAGAAACUCACAACAUUUGCUCAGAUACCUGGGUUCAAGGCCUAUUAGCUCGUCCCGAGCGGUCUAUAAGUUGGACAACAGGGAUUUACAAAGGACUCGGCCUGCCAGCUCCUCCAAAGCAGUCAGCGCAGAGGAUGAGGAACCAGAUGACGAUGAAGGUUUUGGGAAGCUGUCUCAAAAUUUUUCUUCCAGACAUUUUUUUCAUAAAGUGAGAGUCGACUUCCAGAACAUACAGCUCCAAAUCCCGGAGGAAGAGUCGGAAGUGAAACUGAGACGAGGCCGUAGGAACACUCCAUACUGGUAUUUCUUGCAGUGCAAGGCGUUGAUAAAGGAAAACAAGCUGGCAGAAGCCCUGGAUCUGUUUGAGGUGCAGAUGCUGAAGGAGAACCGCCUGCAACCAGAAGAGAGCAACUACACAGUGCUGAUUGGCGGAUGUGGCAGGGCCGGCUACGUGAAGAAGGCCUUCCAGCUCUAUAACGAUAUGAAAAAGCGUGGCCUGAUGCCCACGGAUGCCACAUACACAGCCCUGUUCAACGCUUGUGCCGAGUCGCCCUGGAAAGAUUCGGGCCUGCAGAGUGCACUCAAGCUAUGGCAGCAGCUCCGGAGAAAGAAUCUGGAGCUGAAUCUGGCAACAUACCACGCUCUGCUGAAAGUCUGUGCCUUCUGUUCAGAUCUCAGGAUGUGCCUGGACAUAUUAAAGGAAAUUGUCCAGAAAGGCCAUAAGGUCACCACAGAUACUUUCAACGUUCUCCUCAUGGGGUGCCUAACAGAUAAAGAGAAUGGCUUCCGAUACGCCUUACAGGUGUGGCAGCAGAUGGUUAGAUUGAACCUAAAACCCGACAGUUACAGCUACAACUUGAUGCUCGGCGCUGCCAGAGACUGUGGCCUCGGCGACCCCCUCGUGGCUUCUGAGCUGUUGCUAAGAUCCUUGGAGGGGAGUCCAUCCGCCCCGAGGCUGAUGUCUGGUCAACAGCGCCAGAAGGUGAAAGGCAAGAAAAGAAAGGAAGCAGAUCCUGGAGUGGCAACGUUUUUGGAUGUGGAGAUACUGGAAAAAUGUAUGUUCCCGGAAAACGACAGAAAACCGGAGGCACCUUUUUUCAGCCAGGAAAACCAAGAUGUGAGCCGGGAUUGUGAAAAGGCAGAGACUGCUGAGAGCAGAGACAGUUUCUCUGCUGUGCCACAUUCCACAAUGUCCAAGGAGUUGGUUGUCUCGGAGAAAAGCCAACUGGCUCCACGCUCUUUGGAAACAAGCAUGGUGUGUUUCUCUGAGGACACGAUCCCCAACUUGCUGGACAUGCAGGUUCCGAGCAAUGUGAUUUCUUUAGGGAGUGUGACCACAGCCUCAGACAGACUGGCUCUGAUGGGGAACAUGGAAGGCUUCCUAAAGAAGAUGAAAGACGACAAAGUGGCAGCUAAUAUUAAGACCUUUACGCUGCUCGCUGAGGUAGUGGAGCCCAACAGCCAAUCAGAAGCUUCCUUAUUGGCUGUGAUGGAUGAGGACAAUGUGAAACCAGAUGUCACCUUCAUUAAUACCUUGGUGAGGAAGAGGAGCAAGCAAGGAGACCUAGCGGGAGCAAAGAGCCUGCUGCCAAUUCUAGUGAAUAAAGGAUUAUCGCCCAAUCUACAUACCUUUUGUAACCUAGCGAUAGCUUGCCGCAGACAGAAGGACGGAGUGCAGCUGCUCUCGGAUUUGAAGCAGUGUGGGAUCAGUCCAAACACACACAUCUACAGCACGCUGAUCAGUGGAGCCGUGAAGAGGCUGAACUACACCUAUCUCAUAGAGAUCCUAAGAGACAUGAGAAAUAACCAGGUUCCUCCAAAUGAAGUUGUCCUACGUCAACUGGAGUUUGCAGCACAGUAUCCUCCAGAGUUUGACAGGUACAAAACAAAAGACCAUUAUCUGGAGAAAAUUGAUGGUUUUCGAGCCUAUUACUUCCGCUGGCUGAAGUGGAUGGCAGCAGAGGAGACACCCCACCCUUGGGCAAAAUACAGGACUCCUAAGCAGUCACAAAGCAAGGAGACAGGCAGUUCAGAAGCUGCACAAAACCACAGCAGCCGGAUGGGACAGUAGUAUAAUAAAGGGUGUUUAUUUCCA